AUGGAUCUGAGGGGGAUGCUGAACGACAACGGGCCUGCCGGGGCAGCGCCGAGCAAACCGCCCCAGCCGCCACCACUGCUCCCGCAACAGCAGCAGCAGCAGCAGCAGCUCCAACCGCCGCCGCUCCAACCGCAGCCCGCCCUCCCAUCGACGCCGGUACAGACCAUCUCGCAGCAGUCGUUCCGCGACUACAGCCAGACGCAGCCCUCCCCGAGCCGGCAGUUUUCGCAGGACUACAGCGCCCAACAUGUGGUGCCAGGUGCCGCCUUUACAUCACCUCCGCCCCCGUACCCGGGCGUUGCCGGCCCCUACCCCAGCCGACCGCCGCCGCCACCUCCGCCGCCGCUGCAGCAGAUAUUGCCCAACGAUCUCCGCUCGCCCAUCAUGACGUCUGGCCCCGUCGCGUCGCCGUAUCGGCAGACGCCUACGUCGUCAAUCAGCGCGGCCAGCGGCAGCGGCUAUCCCUUCCCGCCGCAACAGCAGACGCCGACUAGCCCUGUGCAACGACACCAAUACCCGCCGCCCACGAGCGCCUACCACCGAGAAAGCUAUCCCCAGCCGUCGGGCCACGGCGGUAUGACAGGCCCGCCCGUUGCUGCCUCGUAUAUGCAGGGGCAGCAAAUGCCCCAGACGCCUCCGGUCGGAACUCCAGCCGGUCCCCAGCCCUAUCUACAACGGUCGCAGUCAGCGCACUCGACGCCGACGUCGACGUCGGCGCAGGGCCAGCCAGUGCAGUAUGGAGCUCCGUUCGCCCAGGGGAGCCCUGGGGCGCCGGCGCAUCCCCUCCCUCAAAUGGAUCCUCAACAGCGCCAAUCGUCUCAACCCCCCACUCCAAUCGCGGGUCCUUUGUCUGGCCCUCGCCCGUCGCAAACAUUAGGUUACGGACAACCUUCGAGCCCGUACCAACAACGUUUGCCCUCUGCUCCAACAUACCAUGUUCCUCCCUCGCAGUCGUCGCCGCCACCGCCCCCCCCACCUGCGCUACCAAGGCAUCCCAGCAGUCAAAGUCUUUACGACCCACACAGUCAAGACUCGCUCCGCAGAUCCCAGUCACACAGUGAAAGGGAUCGAAGUCUCAGUGUCAGUCCAAAAACGCAGAUUCCAAGUCUGCCCAGCAGCUCUGGCCGCCCCAGCACCUCACUUCCCGACUCAGAAUCCCGUUACCACCCAAUCCAGCCCGCCCCUGCCAUGCCUUCGGCCGUCGAGCCCGACCGAGACCGCGAGCGCGGUGUCACGCCAGGAAAGCGCAAGCUCGACGACCGCGAACUGCGCCCCGACGAGCUCGAGAAGCGCGACGUACGCCCACCGCCGUUUGAGGGUGUUAACGGCCGCCACGGCGACGCGGCCCCUCCCGCGCCUUUCCACGCCAUGCCCAAGAAAGGAGAGAAGAACCUCAAGGUCUACCAGACGCCUCCCAUCUGGGCUCAGACGGCACAAAAAGGUCGCAUCCUAGCCAACCCUAACCGCGUAAUCUACCGACCAGUCGUCCACAGCCACAGCACCCAAGUCAACGGCAAGCCCGACAGCCGACUUCCCAGCCGGCACACCUCGCCAGAGGAUAAGCGCGCCAUACCGCCGACCCAGGUCGCUCCUUCUGCCCCGCCCCCAGCACAGCCCCCAGCGCAGGCCCUGCCCGAACCCGCGCCGGCCCUCGGCCCUCUAGGGGAGUGGGAGGCCAGCAUCACAAAUGCCAUACCGCAAGAAGCAAUGACCAAGGUCAUCGCGGAUUUCCUGUUCAAACAUGUCGUCCUAAACGAGGACAUGAACGAGAUACAGAGCCGCGGAGUCCAGUUCGAAAUAGAGGCAAAGCUGGGCACCCUGAUCGACAGGAGCACAAGCCAACGAGUGAACCUGCCCGUCCUUUCGGACUGUGUGCUCAAUGAUUCCGGCAACUGGCUCAAUUUUCGGAGUAGUAUGACGGAGCGCCAGCACAAGCUCUUCAACGAGUUUCUAAACCAAAUGGUCGUCCUCACCCAUCCAGACAACAAGGAAGUCAAUGCCGGCCGCUCUCGACGGCGCGUCCCUAUCAUGUACAAGCACCGUCGCGAGGUGGACAAGUUCUUCGAGCUUCCUUCACAGGUCCGCGAUCAGAUGCUGCCCGCCUGCGUCGCAAACCUCGUUGCUGCGCGACAGCACGCAGCCAAGGUCCGCAUCACAUACGACCAAAAGACAAACGAGGUGCUGGCCAAGAUCAUCAAGGCGCGCGUUGCCGACAUCAGCAUACACUUUCCCGACUCCCCUCUGGAUUGCCGCAUCAGCAUCAAUUUGGAAAUGGAUUGGGACGGCCCCAUCGACAAGCUCGAGAAUGACGGCCGCGCCCCCAUACCUCACCGCAAUAAGGACAGGCUCAGCUACACCCACAGCCACUAUCAAGUGGACCUCACCCAAGUGACGCAGAUGGUACCGGGGGCCAAUAAUACCCAACGCCAGGACAAGGAGCACGAGCUCGAGAUCGAGGUGGCGCCCCAGGUGCUAAUCAACCAAGGCCGCGCGGCCAUGGACAACCAGCCACACCAGUACGUCGAGCUGGUGGAGGGGCUGCUCAACAACAUCCGGGUCCUGACCCGCAAGGCCAAGGAUUUCGGCAUGUCUGGGUGA
Molecule: messenger RNA, 2598 nt
Organism: Lasiosphaeria miniovina
Lineage: Eukaryota; Fungi; Ascomycota; Sordariomycetes; Sordariales; Lasiosphaeriaceae
Product: CYTH-like domain-containing protein
Exons: 3
Coding region: 1-2598 (865 amino acids)
Biological process (GO): polynucleotide 5' dephosphorylation; 7-methylguanosine mRNA capping
Cellular component (GO): mRNA capping enzyme complex
Molecular function (GO): polynucleotide 5'-phosphatase activity
Source: RefSeq, a predicted model, not a curated record